CCCAUAACCCAUCCCAUGUCCCCACUGCACGGUGCUGGCUGUGCAUGGAGCGCUGCUGCUGUGUGGGGAGGGGACAGGAAGCUGCUGCCAGGCGGUGUCUGCAACGGGAAACCCAACGGGAAGCCCUGCACAGGGGUGAGGGACCACGCGCUGCAAUCCGCCACUAUAAGACCCCGCAGGGGGCUGCAGUUAAGUGAGGACGCUUCUCUCCCCGCAGCCCCCAUGGCUGCAGCUGAGCUGACCCCAGUGGAGAUGGCCAUCGAGACCAUCGUCACCGUGUUCAUCUCCCACACGAGGAAGGAGGGUCGAAUCGGGACAAUGACAGCCACCGCGUUCCAGGAGCUGCUAUGGCUGCAGCUGCCCAAUGUGAUGAAGGAUGUCCCCUCCCUGGCGGAGCAGAUGUGGAUGCUGGAUGUGAGCACCAACCAGGAGCUGACGUUUGAAGAGUUCUGGCGACUGAUGGGCGAGUUGGUCCGGGCCCUGUGGAGGGAGAGGGAGGAGAGGAAGAAGUGAUGGGGUGGGGGGACACUCAUGAAGCAAAAUAAAGAAGUUUUCAUGGGCCUGGA
This is a messenger RNA of Meleagris gallopavo (turkey), 566 nucleotides long. It is a transcript of the gene S100A13, whose product is annotated as S100 calcium binding protein A13. Lineage: Eukaryota; Metazoa; Chordata; Aves; Galliformes; Phasianidae. The record is from RefSeq and is a predicted model, not a curated record. Gene Ontology annotation, cellular component: perinuclear region of cytoplasm. Gene Ontology annotation, molecular function: calcium ion binding; calcium-dependent protein binding.